UUUCAGCUGAUGACAAUGAGGGCAGUCGUGCUGCUGGCUGCCCUGGUGGCAGCAGUCGCUGGCACCGAGACCUUUGUUGGGCAGCAGGUGCUGCGCAUCCUCCCCACUAACGAGGAGGAGCUGCAGACGGUACAGGAGCUGCAGAACCUCGAGGAGCUGCAGCUGGAUUUCUGGCUGGAACCUCAUGGCCCCGGGUACCCGAUCGAUGUCCGCGUGCCCUUCCCCAGCCUGCAGCCCCUCAAAGCCCACCUGGAGGCCAAUGACAUCUCCUACUCCAUCAUGAUUGAGGAUGUGCAGACACUGGUGGACCAGGAGCAGAUGGAGAUGCGUCGCAGCCGCCGCGGGAUGCCCAGGUCCACCAGUAGCUUUGACUACUCUGCCUACCACACUCUGGAUGAGAUCUAUGCCUUCAUAGACCUGCUGGUGGCUGAAAAUCCCAACCUGGUGAGCAAGCUUGAGAUUGGAAGAUCAACAGAGGACCGUCCCCUCUACGUGCUCAAGUUCAGCAAGGGGGGUGAGAACCGCCCAGCCAUCUGGAUCGACACCGGCAUCCACUCCCGCGAGUGGGUGACACAGGCCAGCGGCGUCUGGUUUGCCAAGAAGAUUGUUCUGGAUCACGAGAAUGAUGAGGGUCUGGCCUCCAUCCUGAACACCAUGGACAUCUUCCUGGAGAUUGUCACCAACCCAGAUGGCUUUGCCUUCACACAUACCACGAAUCGCAUGUGGCGCAAGACCAGGUCCAAGAAGUCUGGCUCCAUUUGUGUCGGUGUGGACCCCAACCGCAACUGGGACGCAGCUUUUGGAGGGGCUGGGGCCAGUGCAAACCCCUGCUCAGAGACGUACCAUGGACCCUAUGCCAACUCAGAGCCUGAGGUAAAGGCCAUCGUGGACUUUGUGAAGAGCCAUGGGAACAUCAAGGCUUUCAUCUCCAUCCACAGCUACUCCCAGCUCCUGCUCUACCCUUAUGGCUACACCAACACCCCAGCGCCUGACCAGGAGGAACUGCAUGAGAUCUCCGAGAAGGCAGUGGCAGCUCUGUCCUCUCUGUAUGGCACCAAAUACAAGUAUGGCAGCAUCAUCAGCACCAUCUACAAAGCCAGUGGUUCAACUGUUGACUGGACCUACAACCAGGGCAUUAAGUACUCCUUCACCUUUGAGCUGCGGGACACAGGGCGCUACGGCUUCCUCCUUCCUGCCAAGCAGAUUGUUCCAACUGCUGAGGAGACGUGGUUGGCUCUGAAGGUCAUCAUGCAGCACACGCUGGAUCAUCUCUACUAA
Molecule: messenger RNA, 1278 nt
Organism: Pogoniulus pusillus (Red-fronted tinkerbird)
Lineage: Eukaryota; Metazoa; Chordata; Aves; Piciformes; Lybiidae
Product: carboxypeptidase A1-like
Exons: 11
Coding region: 10-1278 (422 amino acids)
Biological process (GO): proteolysis
Molecular function (GO): metallocarboxypeptidase activity; zinc ion binding
Source: RefSeq, a predicted model, not a curated record